CUUUCUGCGGCAACUAAAAUCGUAAAAAGUAGGAGAGGAUCAGGCGGCAAAUAAUAUGCACGUUACAAUUAAUCAACUGUUCUUAAUUCGUGCGUUUUGAGUAAAGCUUCAUUACUAAAGGUUUACCUCAUGUUUAUCAUGUUUAUCAUGUUCAUCAUUAUGUUUGCAGACUAGCUAGAGAGCUACGUUAGAAAACGUGAGCUGCCAUUUCGAUGAGGUUCUUAAGCUAAUGCUAACAAAAUAUGACCACGUAAUUGCUAAUAGACAUCUGAAGAAAGGAUCUGCAUCAAGGGGGAUGAUGGCCUCCAUGUUUUAAAGGAAGAUACUGGUGGAGUUAACGAUAAGCACAAGAAAAAUCACAACAUAAGGAGUCACACAAAGACCUAGACAAAACUUGACAAGGCUGGAAAUGCACUUGUGGUCGAGCUUCUCUCAUUAGAAAUGCCACAUUGUUGAUCCUAUGAACAUAAUGAAUUCUAUCUCUGAAAUGCAUGUGGAUAGGCCUGUAGAGGGGCAGGUACGUAGGAAACGUGGCCGCCCUCCCAAGAAAUCUAAAAUUCCUUUACAAACCGAACCAUGCCCUCCUAGUUUACAAGGAGCAAAGGAUACAGAUGCAUUAUCUGCAACAACAAAUGUUGCUCCUUUGAACACAAAGUGUGCACAAGUUGUCAAUGGUAACUCAUGCAACACACUUGAUGUGGAACCUUCUCUAAACCAUGAACAUAUUACCUCUGAAAGUCCUAUCUGUGACUCCUCCACUCACGAUCUUAAACCUCCAGAUUCUAUCCCAGUGCCAGAGAAAAGGAAGAGGGGUCGACCAAGAAAAACUGUUAACCCAGCUAUAGGGGGAGCAACGGCAGCUUCUGGUACUCCUGGCGUGGGGGCGCCUGCGAAGGAAUCCACUAAGUCCCCUCCUCACUCAGGUGGGCACGAUGUGACACAAGUCCACCCUGGAGGGAGACCGAGGAGGACGAGAGGGAUACUGCACAAUCUCACCCCAGAAGGAAGGGGACUUCCAGAAGUUGAGGUAUCUAUAUCCAGUGGUAUUUCAGAGAGACCAGAGUCGACAGUCAUGAGGCAGGUGGCACUAGCAGUGACAGGAUUACGUUCAAAUGAGGCAGCUGUGACUCCCCAGGAUAGAAAGCAGUGUGGUCCCGCAACUGCUGUCAACACCAACCCUGAAGAGUCACUCAAUUCCGGGAUUGAUACAAGGCCAAAGUUGCCCAGGGAUGUUUAUUCUCAACAAGCUGUCAUGUCUCCAGAUGCAGUAGGCUCUCAUGGAAUAAAGUCAGCAAGGACUGGUGAAGUCUUCUCUAAAGUGAAGAUGGAGGAAAUUGAGUUGGAGCUAGACAAUGAUCAUCCAAUGUCAGAUUCUUUACAAUCCCACACAGACACCACUGUGAAGUCGGAAUUCCCUGUUAGUACCUUUGAUCAAACGGUAUUUGAAAAGCUAUCCAAAGUUGACAAAUGCAGAGGGAAUGUCAAAAUCCUGCGGGAGAUGCAAGAACACCAGAAAAUACUUCAGAGCACUCACUUUGGUAAAAAGUCUCGUAAGAAAAAAAGGUCUUGGUGGGAUGACAGAGGGGAUCUCCAAAGUAAGAUCUCAGCGACAGAAUCUCAACCUGACGGAGCAAAAGCUGAACCCUGUAACUCCAAGUCUGAAUCAGAAAUCCCGCCUGGUGAAAAUACAGCUUGUCACCCAAUCAGGAACGAAAGAAGACUGGAGGAUGAAGCUGUAAACAGACUCAAAAAUUGUUAUCGGAAGACUCGGCGGCGACGGGGCGACCCUUCAAAUCAUGUGGAAUGUGAGGUCUGUGGUCGCACUUUUAAAUUCCAAUCCCUGUAUAUUAUUCACAAACGUACUCACACAGGGGAAAAGCCUUAUAAGUGCUCUGAUUGUGGCAAAGACUUUGCUCAGCUCUCUAACUUUAACACGCAUAAGAGGAGCUGCCACCAGGGUCCACAUGGUGAAAUCAAUAUAUCAAGUGCAAAAGAGUUGCAUAUUCACGGCAAGAUUCACGAGGCCCAGAAGUCUAAGACUAGGAACAGGAAGCAUAUUCAAAGGGAUGUCACUCAAAGGGUCAGAGAUUCUUCAAAUAACAAAGCUUACCCUUGUACAUACUGUGGGAAAGUAUUUCGCUUCAUUUCUGCACUUAAGGUUCAUUUACGUGUACACACUGGUGAAAAGCCAUUCAUCUGUCAAGUCUGUGGGAAAGGCUUUACUCGGCGCCAUAUCCUACACACUCAUAUGGGGAAACACAUGGCUGUGAAGCCUUAUUCCUGUAAUCGAUGUGGAAAACAGUUCUUAAUACUUAACGUUGCAGAAAAGCAUGUAUGCAGCAGAUACAAUGUCAAGCAUGAAGAACCUUCAUUAUCUUACGCAUGCCAUGUCUGUAAAAAGACGUUUUCCAAAAACGGUCAGUACAAAGACCAUUUGCAAACCCAUUCUGGUGCAAAGCUUUUCUGCUGUGCAUUCUGUGAUCAGCUCUUUGGUAAUUUGUCCGAGUGUAAUGCACAUAGCCAAGCAUGCUCUGAGAAAAAGACAGCUUUAAAGUCCCUUCCAAGUGUCAAGGAUCAGUCAGCAGCCACACAGUCAGCCUCAUUACAGAGAAGUGAACCCUUGCGGCCACUGAAACCCAAAGGCCCCCAGACCUCACAGACCCGCCCCAAAAAGAUUGUGUCCUCUAUCCUACCCUUCCAAACAAGCAUCAUACCCUCCCAUCAUUUCUCCCACUUUGUAUCCAAGUUAAACAGACUAGAUCAGAGAUCGGACCCCAGGAAGUACUUAUGCCCACGCUGUGGGCGUUUGUUCAGACACAUGGGGCGGCUCAGGGCCCACAUGCUUACUCAUGCCCGUGACCAGACGUACACCUGUGGCCGCUGCGGCAAGACCCUGGAGAACUGGAGAAAGCUCUGGCAACAUCAAAGCGUCCACCGGCAGAAGACGGGCCGGUUCUCCUGUCCUCAGUGUGGCCGCAGGUUCCGCUUCGUGGGGUCCUAUAAGAAGCACAUGAAGGAACACCCUGAGUACCGGUGGAUUCAGCAGAGGCCCAAUAGAGCCUUCCCCAGCCUCGCACGGCAGCCUCUGCUUCUGCCUUAUCAGUGUGAGGAGUGUGACGCAAGCUUCGAGGCUCUAGAUUUGCUGUUCAGUCACCAGCUUGGCCAUUCCCCCUCACAGUACUCAGAAAAUGGCUGUGACACUGAGUAUCCUUCAGACACUGAAGACCACGACGCACAACCAGGCAUCACUUUAACCCUUAGCCCUCACACGGUCAGCUGUGGAACAAACUCGCCCCCUGGACCGCACCAUCCCUACCAAAACCCCUCCCUGCCUGGGAGUUCUGACCAACCCUGUUUCCUGUCAAAUCAAGCAGACCCACUUCAUGCCCUGUCACCACAGACGACUGUGGCCUCCUUACUCCAAAGUCCCAAUGUCCCACAAGGCCUCAGACCUUUUCAAACCGACUUAACUCCCAGCAGCUCCACUCCGGGCCCACAGGCACAGACAAUGGCCAGACUACACAAACAAGAAAGUAUUAUAUUUGGGAAGCCAGUUCGAAAGUAUGAAAAAACAACUAAUGUGAACAAUAACGCUUGUUCUUUCAUCAGGACAAGGGAAACCACAGGUGUUGGUGUUAAGUGUGUGGAGUGUGGUGAGAUGUAUUCUGUCAUAUCAGACCUGUAUGAUCAUUACUUGCAGCAUGCCAGGGGAGAGUUGUGAUGUAGAACUUAUGGUAGAAGUACCCUCCCCCUCAAUGUCCCAGGUCAAUCAUGUGUGCCUCUUUGUGAUCAGGAACGCUUUAUGGUCAAAUGCACAGAACGUUUUUUUUUGUUUUUGUUUGUUUUUGUAUUAUGUCAGGAGUGUAUGGAGAGCUUAUUUAAUGCUAGAUUUCAGUUUUAGAUUUCAGUUUUUGUAUGCUCGAUUUCUAUCAUGGGUUGCAGGUUAUGCUACACUAAUGACAAUGAUCACUAAAGAAAACAAGAUUGCGUUAAUUAUGAUUUGAACAUUAUCUACUGAAAAUAUUGUGAAUUGAAACGGUCUUUUUUACUUCUCAAUGGCUGAAUCUUGGGAGAGCUUCAGCUAUUGUGUAAAACAUGCUAUGUUAUUAUCGUUCAGUAUUAUUUGCUAGUUAUACAAGACACAUUUACAGGAAGACUUAAUUGGAGUUUACUUUCUUUUUCUUUCUAGUUUCUAACAUCCAUCUAGCUAUCUAUCAGUUUGUUAUCCGACAGAAUGUGAAGGACAACAAAGUUUUUUACAUAAUAGAACUGGCAGUUGGUUUCAUUGAAACACUAUGGUUUGCCUGGAUUGAUAAUCUUCUAACAGAAACCCUUAACAGGUACUUGAAGCGUGAUUUAUCCAUCCACUACUUGACAAGUAUUUUUUAAACAGUGUUACAUUCUGACGUUGCGACGGUGGCAUACAGGGUGCUAUGCCUGCAUCAAAUAGGCUAUUUUAUUCGUAAUUUCGUAAAAACUUAACAUGUGCAUGAGGUGGAACCGUCUUUGCAGUCAGAUGCUGAAAGAAUAGCUGGAGGGAACAAGGUGGUGGACAAUUUAAUCAAUGAUACCUCGGGGUGUUGACCUGAGUUCUGUAUUUUUGUAUAUUUGUGAAUAAAACGUCUGAUGAAAAUAGGGUCUAUAUUGUGUGUGAUGAUGGCAGCGUUGUUAAUAUACCACUGGUACUGAAUCUCUUUAAAGGAGUAUGGGGCAGCAUUAAGAUGGUCAUUGUUAAACAAGAAGAUGAAAACAAUAAAGAGGAGAUGGUAUUUGUUACCUUCAAACACAUUGAUAAC
This is a messenger RNA of Hypomesus transpacificus, 4796 nucleotides long. RefSeq names its product zinc finger protein 62-like. The record is from RefSeq and is a predicted model, not a curated record. Bases 461 to 3721 code for a protein of 1086 amino acids. Gene Ontology annotation, cellular component: nucleus. Lineage: Eukaryota; Metazoa; Chordata; Actinopteri; Osmeriformes; Osmeridae. The transcript has 2 exons. Gene Ontology annotation, molecular function: DNA binding.